CGUUCUCCCUAAGGGGGUCGACGAUGUGUGAGGCUUGGGCCGAGGUGAUAUGAGGUAGAGGAGAUAUGUUAGGCGCGGCGCCUUCUGGGAGUUGUAGUUUUAUUCCCCAUUCCCCCCUCCAUCCCUCUUGCAGCUGUGUGGAGGGGUUCUGGACCACUACAAACUGCCCUGGCUUCCUUCCCACCUCCAGUCCAUCCUCUACUCUGUUCCAUCACCGCGACUCCUCAUCCAGCUCGAGCUGGAGACGGGCUUUUCCUUCUGCCUGAUCUCUGAGGCUGUGUGAAGGGAAGGGGUGAACGAGGGGAACGCCAGGGCUAUCUUUGCUGCUGUUGCUGCUGCUGCUUCUGCCAGAGAGACCCAGCCCUGCAGCCCCAGUUCCUCCAGGCAUCAAGCUGUCCUGCCUGAAUCUUGCCUGACAAGGUACAGCCAGCACUGAGGAGAGUGGUUGGUGCUGGAUUUUCCAUAAACGCCUUGGAGAAGCUGACUCCCAGGGAAGGAUGACAAUAUCCCAAGCUCAUAUUGGAGUCGCAGGCAUUUCAGAAGGGGGAAAAAAGAUAACCGUUUCCUGGAAGCCUUCUAGAAAUUACGAUGGACAUUUAUAUCGGGCAGAAGGAAUAAUACCGGAGACUCCAGCUAAACUCAUUCAGUUUAUGUACCUUCCUGAACACAGAAGCAAGUGGGAUAGAUCAUUACAUACAUACAAAAUGUUACAAAGGAUUGAUUCGGAUACAUUUAUAUUGCACACCAUAACAAAUAGUUUUGCCAUGGGCUCAAUUGCCCCCAGAGACUUUGUCGACUUAGUACAUAUCAAGUACUAUGAAGGGGAGAAAGUGAUUGUCAGUGCUGUUAGUGUGGAAUAUCCACAAUGUCCUCCAACUUCGACUUAUAUCCGUGGUUAUAACAACCCUUGUGGCUAUGUAUGUUCACCACUGCCAGAGAACCCUGGAUACUCCAAAUUGGUGAUGUAUGUACAACCAGAAUUGAAAGGAAAUUUAUCCCGGGCAGUGGUUGAGGCAACAAUGCCAACCAACUUACUGAAUUUGAUCCAUGAUGCAAAAGAUGGAAUAAAGGCACAAAAGGCUCAUUCAGCACAUUCAUCCCCCAAAGGCCAUUCAUCAUCACUCCAUAAGAAAUGAGGUGGUUCUACAGCUUCUGAAUCAUGCACUUUCUUCAGUUCCCUUCUAGCAGUCAAUGUGGAAUGUAUACAUGCCAUUAUGUCAGUAUUCUCAUGCACAAUCAGUGGGGGUUCUUAAGGAAACUAGGAACUCAAUUAUAUAAGGAACAACAUUAAAUAUAGCUUUUAUCUCAUAAACAAUGAUGUUAAAUAUCAAGUGUUACUAAGAGCACCACUGGUAUCUUGCUUUCUUCCGGGAAAUGCUACUGAGUAAGAUUAGAAUCAAGCAAAAAGUGCAGCAUAAUAAGUAAACCACAUAACUAAAUCUAGAGAAUACCUUUUUUUUCAUUCACUUUGACUGUUCAAACUUGAUAAACUUGUGUAAUAAGAGCAUAAAUAAUAAAAUAAUAAAAGUUCCACUUAAAUAUAUACCAAAUAAAGUGUAAAAUUUAAAAUUGGAUGUGACAAGUCACAAAACUCCAAGGCUAUCACACAUUGCAUACCAUUUAUAUUUAAAUAAUUUUUAUAUUUCAUUAACUUGUAUGUUGAAUACACUUCAAAAAUGUUUUCCUGCACUAACAAUUUUGCUAGUCAGGAUUCCUGAUCUUUGUAAACAAUGGUUUCUAAGGAGAGAAAAUCUCCAAAACCAAUUAUCUAUUUCCAUUUAAAAGUUUUACAUCAACAUUCUACCUAUCCUUUGAAAAAUUUAUACCAUUUUUGCACCUUGGCUUGAACAGUUUUUGAGUUUUAACAAAAAAACCAACCUGAUGAGAAUAUAGGUCUGGAAAUGCCAAAGAGUCAGAUUGGGAACACAGCUCCCCAAAAGCAAGACACUUCUAGCUAGUAGUGGUCUCCUGGCUUUCCAUAGACAUAUUCCUUUAUAUCUUUGUAGAAGGAAGAGUUGAGACGGAAGCAAAGGAUGCAAAGGGAGAAAAUUAUGAUUUUUGUAGCCACUGUGAUCUAGGAGGCUCUGGUCAACUACAGGGAGAAUCUAUCAUCUCCAAUGCCCUCAGUGCUGAUGGUUCUUCCUGAUAACUGCUAAAUAUUCAGAAAGAUACUUAUAAAUAUUAAUUAUUUAAAAUAUUCAGAAGAUACUUAUCAAUAAAGAAGUGGUUAAAGCUA
Molecule: messenger RNA, 2236 nt
Organism: Monodelphis domestica (gray short-tailed opossum)
Lineage: Eukaryota; Metazoa; Chordata; Mammalia; Didelphimorphia; Didelphidae
Gene: STARD6
Product: StAR related lipid transfer domain containing 6
Molecular function (GO): lipid binding
Source: RefSeq, a predicted model, not a curated record